AGUGGCUGCCAUAAGAACAUCAUUAUGUAUGUCUACCUAAGUUUACGGUUCGACAACACAUUAUUUUAUUGUCAAAAUGCAUUUUCCUAUGUAAUCAAUCAUUUAUGUCUGCUAAGUAGGUAAACGCCUCCUUAUAAAUAGAUCUAAACGUUUUUUCGCAAUACUUUGCUGAAGUAAGCCUAAUUAUGAAAACCUUUCGAUUACUCUGUUGCAUUUUAAGCAUUUUUUUAUUCUUUGACCAAAGUUAUGGGAUGACAAGACAGCAGUUAAAAAAUUCUGGCAAACUUAUGAAAAAAUCUUGCAUGCCGAAGAACGAUGUGACUGAAGAUGAAGUAGGUGACAUCGAAAAGGGAAAGUUUAUAGAAACGCGUAACGUUAUGUGUUACAUCGCCUGUGUCUACACCAUGAGCCAAGUGGUGAAGAAUAACAAACUAAGUUAUGAAGCGGUGGUCAAGCAGGUAGACGUCAUGUUUCCAGCUGAAAUGAGGGAUGCUGUCAAAGCAGCUGCUACUCACUGUAAAGAAACAAAACAAGUUGGGAGGAUAGAACAAGGAGUGUUCAUUGAAGACCGUAAUGUGAAAAAUGACAAACUCGAUAUGGCGCUCAUAACAAAGCAAAUUGACAUUCUUUAUCCUCCAGAACUCAAAGAGCCAGUCAAAAAGUCUGUUGCAGCAUGUUUCCAUAGCCAGGACAACUACAGUGACUUUUGUGAAGGAGUAUUUUACGCAUCGAAAUGUUUGUAUGAAAAGGACCCAGCCAGUUUCAUCUUUCCUUAAUGUAUUAUUCUACGGAACAUUAAGUACAUUAAUGUUUUUUGAAUUAAUAAAUGGAUAAAUAAUUUCAUUCUGUAAUUUUCAUAGUUUAUUGAUCGAGUAUAAAUACAAGUAUACUC
Messenger RNA from Spodoptera littoralis (African cotton leafworm), 892 nucleotides. NCBI's taxonomy places the organism in Eukaryota, Metazoa, Arthropoda, Insecta, Lepidoptera, Noctuidae. The record is from the annotation of a GenBank genome assembly.